Lynx canadensis (Canada lynx) is the source of this 9393-nucleotide messenger RNA. It is a transcript of the gene MAP3K9, whose product is annotated as mitogen-activated protein kinase kinase kinase 9. The transcript is spliced from 12 exons. Gene Ontology annotation, molecular function: protein binding; JUN kinase kinase kinase activity; ATP binding. Lineage: Eukaryota; Metazoa; Chordata; Mammalia; Carnivora; Felidae. Gene Ontology annotation, biological process: protein phosphorylation. The record is from RefSeq and is a predicted model, not a curated record. The coding region runs from base 82 to 3504 and encodes 1140 amino acids.
CUCUGCGGAGCCGCAUGAACAAUAGGCGGCGGCGGUUCCUGCGGGCGGCGGCAGCCCCGCACCCUAUGGAUCGGCCGCUCCAUGGAGCCCUCCAGAGCGCUUCUCGGCUGCCUGGCGAGCGCCGCCGCUGCCGCCCCGCCGGGGGAGGAUGGAGCGGGGGCCGCGGCCGAGGAGGAGGAGGAAGAGGAGGAGGAGGCGGCGGCGGCCCCCGGGGAGCUGGGUUCCGAAGCACCGCUGCCCUACUGGACGGCGGUGUUCGAGUACGAGGCUGCAGGCGAGGACGAGCUGACCCUGCGGCUGGGCGACGUGGUGGAGGUGCUGUCCAAGGACUCGCAGGUGUCCGGCGACGAGGGCUGGUGGACCGGGCAGCUGAACCAGCGGGUGGGCAUCUUCCCCAGCAACUACGUGACCCCGCGCAGCGCCUUCUCCAGUCGUUGCCAGCACGGCGGCGAGGACCCCAGUUGCUACCCGCCCAUUCAGUUGUUAGAGAUUGAUUUUGCGGAGCUAACCCUGGAAGAGAUUAUUGGCAUCGGGGGCUUUGGGAAGGUCUAUCGUGCUUUCUGGAUAGGGGAUGAGGUUGCCGUGAAAGCAGCUCGCCAUGACCCCGAUGAGGACAUCAGCCAAACCAUAGAGAAUGUUCGCCAGGAGGCCAAGCUCUUUGCCAUGCUGAAGCACCCCAACAUCAUUGCCCUUAGGGGUGUGUGUCUGAAGGAACCCAACCUCUGCUUGGUCAUGGAGUUUGCACGUGGAGGGCCUUUGAAUAGAGUGUUAUCUGGGAAAAGGAUUCCCCCGGACAUCCUGGUGAACUGGGCUGUGCAGAUUGCCAGAGGGAUGAACUACUUACAUGAUGAGGCAAUUGUCCCCAUCAUCCACCGCGACCUUAAGUCCAGUAACAUACUGAUCCUCCAGAAGGUGGAGAAUGGAGACCUGAGCAACAAGAUUCUGAAGAUCACUGAUUUUGGCCUGGCUCGAGAAUGGCACCGAACCACAAAGAUGAGCGCAGCAGGGACAUAUGCUUGGAUGGCACCCGAAGUCAUCCGUGCCUCCAUGUUUUCCAAAGGCAGUGAUGUGUGGAGCUACGGGGUGCUGCUUUGGGAGCUCCUGACUGGCGAGGUGCCCUUCCGAGGAAUCGAUGGCUUAGCUGUAGCUUAUGGAGUGGCCAUGAACAAGCUCGCUCUUCCCAUUCCUUCUACGUGCCCAGAACCUUUUGCCAAACUCAUGGAAGACUGCUGGAAUCCCGACCCUCACUCACGACCAUCUUUCACAAAUAUCCUGGACCAGCUAACUACCAUAGAGGAGUCUGGUUUCUUUGAAAUGCCCAAGGACUCCUUCCACUGCCUGCAGGAUGACUGGAAACAUGAGAUUCAGGAGAUGUUUGACCAACUCAGGGCCAAAGAAAAGGAGCUCCGCACCUGGGAGGAGGAGCUGACGCGGGCCGCGCUCCAGCAGAAGACGCAGGAGGAGCUGCUGCGGCGCCGCGAGCAGGAGCUGGCCGAGCGGGAGAUCGACAUCCUAGAGCGGGAGCUCAACAUCAUCAUCCACCAGCUGUGCCAGGAGAAGCCCCGGGUGAAGAAACGCAAGGGCAAGUUCAGGAAGAGCCGGCUGAAGCUCAAGGAUGGGAACCGCAUCAGCCUUCCUUCCGAUUUCCAGCACAAGUUCACGGUUCAGGCCUCCCCCACCAUGGAUAAAAGGAAGAGUCUCACCAACAGCCGCUCCAGUCCUCCUGCGAGCCCCACCAUCAUUCCUCGCCUUCGAGCCAUCCAGUUGACACCAGGUGAAAGCAGCAAAACCUGGGGCCGGAACUCAGUCGUCCCCAAAGAGGAAGGGGAGGAGGAGGAGAAGAGGGCCCCCAAGAAGAAAGGACGGACGUGGGGGCCAAGUACACUUGGUCAGAAGGAGCUUGCCUCAGGAGACGAAGGUGGAUGGCUUGGAAAGUUGCCUAAGCAUGCCGUGAGCUUGGAAGGAGAAGUUGAGAAAUGGCCCAUCCCUGCUAGCUCAUCUGCCCAGGGCUCGCCUGGGAUCACAAGGCUUCGAAUUGCAGUAUCUCUGAUGUCAGCAGUGUGCUGGACACAGUGUCCUGGAGUGAUCGUCUCUGCCUUAAGCCUCAAGUCCCUGGUAGAUGGAUAUAAACAGUGGUCGUCCAGUGCCCCCAACCUGGGGAAGGGCCCGAGGAGUAGCCCAGCCCUGCCAGGGUUCACCAGCCUUAUGGAGAUGGAGGAUGAGGACAGCGAAGGCCCCAGGAGUGGGGAGAGUCGUCUACAGCAUUCACCCAACCAGUCCUACCUCUGUAUCCCGUUCCCUCGAGGAGAGGAUGGGGAGGGCCCCUCCAGUGAUGGAGUCCACGAGGAGCCCACCCCAGUCAAUUCAGCCACCAGUACCCCUCAGCUGACGCCAACUAACAGCCUCAAGCGGGGUGGCACCCACCACCGCCGUUGUGAGGUGGCUCUGCUUGGCUGUGGGGCUGUUCUCGCGGCCACAGGCCUGGGCUUUGACCUGCUUGAAGCUGGCAAGUGCCAGCUGCUUCCCCCAGAGGAGCCUGAGCCACCAGCCCGGGAGGAGAAGAAGAGGCGUGAGGGUCUUUUCCAGAGGGCCAGCCGUCCUCGUCGGAGCACCAGCCCCCCAUCCCGGAAGCUCUUCAAGAAGGAGGAGCCCAUGCUGUUGCUAGGAGACCCCUCUGCCUCCCUCACGCUGCUUUCUCUCUCCUCCAUCUCGGAGUGCAACUCCACCCGCUCCCUGCUGCGUUCCGACAGUGACGAGAUCGUGGUGUACGAGAUGCCCAUCAGUCCGGUUGAAGCCCCACCCCUGACCCCUUGCACCCACAACCCCUUGGUCAACGUCCGAGUGGAACGCUUCAAGCGAGACCCUAACCAAUCCCUGACUCCUACCCAUGUCACCCUUACGGCCCCCACGCAGCCCAGCGGUCACCGGCGGACUCCUUCUGACGGGGCCCUCAAGCCAGCGGCUCUCUUAGCCAGCAGGAGCCCCUCCAGCAAUGGGUUGAGCCCCAGCCCAGGAACAGGAAUGUUGAAAACCCCCAGCCCCAGCCGAGACCCAGGUGAAUUCCCCCGUCUCCCUGACCCCAAUGUGGUCUUUCCCCCGACCCCAAGGCGCUGGAACACACAGCAGGAUUCUACCCUGGAGAGACCCAAGACCCUGGAGUUUCUGCCUCGGCCACGUCCUUCUGCCAACCGGCAACGGCUGGACCCUUGGUGGUUUGUGUCCCCCAGCCAUGCCCGUAGCGCCUCCCCAGCCAACAGCUCCAGCACGGAGACACCCAGCAACCUGGACUCCUGCUUCGCUAGCAGCAGCAGCACUGUGGAUGAGCGGCCCGGACUCCCGGCCCUGCUCCCGUUCCAAGCGGGGCCGCUGCCCCCUGCUGAGCGGACGCUUCUGGACCUGGACGCAGAGGGCCAGAGCCAGGACAGCACCGUGCCGCUGUGCAGAGCCGAACUGAACACACACAGGCCCGCCCCUUAUGAGAUUCAGCAAGAGUUCUGGUCUUAACACGAAAAGGGUUGGGGGCGGGCAAGGGGGAAGCAGGAGGAGAUGGGGGGAGCUGGCUGGCACAGCCCUUUCUCGGAGUUGGACCCCCUGAAAUCCAGCCCUACUUCUUGCACUGAUAAUGCACUUUGAAGGUGGAAGGGAUGGAAGCAGGGCCACUUCAGAGGGUCCCCUGCCCUGUAGGGCCUUUCUACCCAUGUCCACUGGAAGGGGCUGCGGCCAUCAGCUCUGGCUGUGUAGGGGAGGGCGGGGUGCGUGCAUGUCCCCCACCCUCCACAGUCUUCCUCGCCUUUACGGUGACUCUGCAGGGUCACUCAGCCAAAUCUGUCUGCUGCCCCCUCUCCUCAGCCCCCUGGGUAAGCCUGGAGCCUGUCCCGGAGUCCUUUUGUGAGCCCUGAGUUCAGCCUUCCCAAACACCAGUAUUGGAUGAUCUGUGAUUGAUUUUGCUCCUCUUCCACAUUCUUCCCCAGCACCCAUGAAUCAGAGUCUCAUCUGGUGUGAGAUAACACGCUUUUGUGUGCCCUAAGCCCUUACAUGCCCGCUGGAGGACUGAAGGCAAGGUGCCCCAGUGUGGGACGUAGGAGUUGAGGGACCUGGUACUUACCCGCCUGCCCUUCCAGGUGCCCCGCUUAUUUAUUUGAGCCCCACAGGGGUAAGGGGACCUGGGGGGAGGAGAGGGAAUUAGGAAAAACAGAGUCGAGUGGCAGCAAAGAGGGUAACAGAGUCUGCCCUUGUUCCUUUCGGAAACACACAAAUAAAGGCAGAAACCAGCACCUGUUGAUGGCAUCCAUCUCCUACCCGGGGUCUGGACGUGGCCAGACCAGUUUCCGAUACAAACAUGCUCAUCCCAGGGAUAGUUUCUUGGGAGACUCACUCACUGGUGCCAGUUCUGAAGCCAGAGACAAAGUUCCUGUGUUGGUCCGUUCUGUUGUUCUGGUCGUUAUGUGUUAUGCCCUUCCCUGGAUCUUUCCUCCAAUCCCUGGAGCCAGUGGAUUAUGUGUUUGGUUGGUAGAUAUCUCUGCACUGCACCAAAAUAGCAUAUUGGUGGUGGGGGGGUGGGAGGGUCCCGGACACUGGGAGCUGGAACUGUGGGGAUUUCUUCUCAGCCACACCAUCCAUUACGGGAUGCCCUUGAAGUAAGACGGAGCCAUUAGUGGUACCUUCCACACAUGGAUAUGGUGAGGCGAUGAUGUUCGUGGGGUGCUUAGUGAGCCACUGAUAUACAGGAACCUUUGAGCCCCAGGCACUGCAGACUGACCGAGGGCUCAUGCCUCUGGGCACAGGUGGCCCCUGAUGCUGGGCUCUGGACCCUGAGCUGGGUAGGAAGGAGAGCAGAGGCCAACCCUGACUUUUCUGGAAUCUGUUUCCUUAACUGGAAUGUUGAGCUGCUUGUGGAGCUUCCUCCUGUGUGCCUGCACCAUUUCCACUUCCCCUGGGGCCUCCCGUGUCAAGUGUGAGCGGUUGCCUUUGUGCAGGACGCACACGUAAACUUGAUUGGGAGCAGAGCCUUGGGUCAUGCUCCUCUCCCCUCCAGACUCUCCAAAUGUGGCUUCCCUGUCUCUUAUCAUGGAAUAUUUCCUUGGAGACGUUGGCGGACCGCCUGCAGGUUCCCUGCAUUUGCUGCCCGCCUGCCAGAAGGAGGAAAGCAGUGAAGCUGGCACAGAUGAUGAGUUUGGUCACCGCUCUGUCUCUCUGUCACUAUGAUCAAGUCCCAACCCGGGAAUGAGGAAAGGGGUGACCUUGGUUUUCGAAUGGCUCCCGGUUUUAUGAGCUCGCUGGCACUUUGGUUCAAGGGCCCCCCCUCAUCUUGGGUGGGAGGCACUCAGUUUUGUUGCCCAUGGUGUCUCAUCUCUCUCCUCUUUUUUCAGUGAAGACUGUAGAGAUUUCUUUUUUUUUUUUUUUGCCUCCGUCCCCUCACCCCUUGGCUGGGGUGGGGGGGGGGGGGAGGAGUUGUGGAAUGUGAAUCCUAUUAACAGUUCCAGCCAACCGAGGGACUCCUCUUCAUUCUUGAUUGGGGAGGGGGCCACAGAUGGUGUGUUCUGGGCCCUUCCCUGGACUCUCCAUAGCCCCAGUUCCUAAGUCUCUAAUGUGUCUAUAAGCCCUUGGUUCCACUAAAUGGCCCUUUGGCGGGGCACAGCACACAGCAUAAUCCAAACCUUGCUGGCUCUGGACAGUGCUCUGUGCUGUGAGGCAAUUGACCGUUUUCUACUUUUUGUUGUUAGGUUGCAGCCAUCUUUUGGGGAAGUGGUAGUAUAACUGAUGUAAUGGGCACGGAGUGGUGGCCACUUGCCAUUGAGUAAGAGGCUGAACCCAUUUCUUACUCCUCCAGCCGGAGGAAAGACAAAGACUGGGUCUGCCAUUGGUAGAAUUGCACCUGUCGGAGGCAGAAGCAGGAUUAGUCUGAGGCUGCUUCGUGAGCUGGCGCAAAGACAGAGGCAUUCUCUCAGCUCCUCCAUAUCCCGUCUCUGAUGGGCCCCUGCCUGCCACAUUCUCUCUCUGUAAGGUGAGGCGUGGUGGGAUAAGGAUCCUAUAGAAUUUGAGUUGUCCACGUAGGCUCCCUUGUCUCUAUGGUCACGGUCAGGAGCAGGCCUUGAAGCUGGGAUUGAGCCCCUGCGUUGGCAGUAGCCAGAAUCCCUUUUACUCUUUCCGUUUCUUUCCUUCCCUCUGUUCUUGGCAGGUGUUCAUUACCCAAAAGUGAUUGGAUGAUUGGAAUCCAGUGGCCCCCAGCAUCAGGGGCCACCAGUGAUGGUGAUUGGAAACAGAUACUGCUCUCUGCCCUUUGUCCUCAGAUCCCUCGUCUCCUUCCACUGAUUCUAAACAGGAUUAUCCUCUGUUUACCCCCCCUUGGGGAUCCAGGUCCCUGCCAGGGGCUGAGUGGAUGUCUCCAUUAUCCUCAUAUUAUUUCUAAGAGGCUUGGUGGUUACUCUCUCUUCACUUCACAUCCUUUAGUAUCCCAAGGGUCUGGUAGUAAUGAUGAACGUGAUGAUGAUGAUGUCUUCUAUUUGUCAACUCAGAAUAGUGCUAACCUUUCCUCCUGGCCUUUACAAAAUUGCAUCAUUUUCCUUCUGAUACACUUGCUGGUAGAGAAGAGAAAAUGCUUAAAGAGGAAGAAAUUCAAGGGAAGGGAAAUUUGAAAGCUGCCUGGACUGGUCGCUGAGUCGGGCACCAAGCUCUAAGACUUGAACAAGGUGUCUGUCUUCCACCAUCUGUUUUGCUGUCUGGCUCCCCUUUUAGCCACUCUCACAUUUCCUUCCUGUAAAAGCAACCAUUACCUGUUUCCCGGUCAAGGGCAAUGAGAACAUGUUUCAGAGCAGGUCGGCGAAGCAUGCAGCUCCCAGCCGGCCAUUAGGACAAAUUGCUGACCUUAACAGUGUGGUCCUCACCACUUUUGCCUCUAAGGGACUUGCCUAGUGUUUCUUACUUUGGUUUCUGGAAGAGUAGUGGUUUGGAGCUGGCUUAGAAUGACUAACGGGGGCCAUGGUCAGGCACAUCUUCUGCGUUUUUGCAGCACCUGGUGUUUACAGACCUCCUUUCUGAUCCCCCACUUAACUUGUCAGGCUGGUCUUUCCCAGCAUUAGUGUCUUAGGAAGGAGGAAAAUAGGAGACCAGGAGGCUGGAGUCAGCAUCAGAAUGACAGUUUGGGGUCUUGGAGUUUUUAGGAGUCAUUCCCAGAGUCUUGUUUUUUUCGAGACUGGAAUGAGGCCAAUUUAAUUCCUGGAAGAAUCUUUGCGAGAAGGUCUGCCGGCCCUUGGGACGCAUGUCCUGGUGUGAGGUUCUUUACAAGGCCCCUUUCCCCUCAGACCACGGUUGCUCAGGGACACAACAGGACAUCCCAAGGGCAUCUAGGUGUGGCUUGUUGUCAACACUCCUAUUCCUCAGUCCCCACAUUGGGCCCCCCUCCUCCCUCUGGCCCCCACAAGGAGGGAGACCCCUCCUGAGCAUUGCUAACUCUUCAAGCUUGCUUUUAACAAAAGCACAGAACAGCGGGUUCUGAAAGGCUGGAUGGCUGUGAAUGGUUACACUUCAGGGAGCCUUGAUCUUUUCUUCAUGUGUUUAAUUAAGCCUGUGCUUUUGACUCAGGUAUGUGAGCCCCCCCCCCCCCCCCCCCCCUGCCUUCAAGCUGGUUGGAAACACUCCAUUGCCUCUUGGAGGAUUCGGGGGAAGAGGCAGGUGUUGCCCUUGCUGUAGUGCUGGGCCUUUCCUGAAAGCUCUGCCAGAGACUGGCCCUGGGUCAGGGGUGAGAGCAGCCCGCACCGCAGUGUGUUGUGAUCAUAAAUGACCAUGGUGGCAAGAACGGCAGGAACACGGUGACCUGAGCUGCCCACAUGCUAGUGUGCGAAGUUGCAAGUGUCUCCUCCCCUCUGUAGACCUGUGAGCCCAACAACGAACUGAGGAUGAUGCUGUCUUCUCUACCUGAAGCACGAAGCCCUUUAACUUUAAAAUGUAUGGUCCUGGAACCCAGGGUCCAGCACUGAUAAGCCUCACCUUGCUAGUUUAUUUCCCUUUGUGGAGAAAAGUGUGGGGGUUGGGUGGGGUGGGGGGUGGUUGUAGGUCAAAACCAGCCGAAUAUUGGCAAUUUCCUGUGGUUCAGCCUACUAGGCCACUUGCCUCUCUCCUUGGCUUCAGGCCUGAGGAUGGCUUCUUGUCAAGCUACAUUUAGUCCUAGGAACACAUUCCUAAAUGCUCUCUUCUUUCAGACAAAUCAUUGCUUUCUUAGAUCAGGAAUUCAAAUUAAUAAAAAUCCACAUCAGAAAGGAGAACCCACUGCUGCUUCUGGGAGUUCUCGGUCCCUGGCACCUUCCAGGCCUUGCCACUGGACCCUUGGCAUCUCAGGCACUGGUUUUUGAAGGCAGGAGGCAGAAACCAGAGUCCCAGCUAAUUACGGCUAAUUAAUAGGAUUUAGGUGCCUAACCAGCCUGACCCAGCUCUGGGCUUCUGGUUGGCUGUGCAGGUCAGGUGAACCUCUCAUCAUCUUCUCAGACUGCUGACGAUUUCCCAUUUGUCCUGAUGAGAUAUUGACAGCCCUCCCGCUUUGUUCAUUUCCGGUCUUGGGCACUGGCAGCACCCUGGCCUCCCUAGACAGCUCAGGGAGCCCGGUCAUUUGUUGUUCUGAAGGUCGGGCUCUUUCCUUAACCUGGAAGCCGGUAGGACUGGUCUUCCUGAUUCUUACUGCCUGUGGUUCCCUGCAUCCCCCGCCUGUAGCCUUGCUUUGGGUUGUUAGCUCACGACUGCAGCUAGAAAUUGAGAAGAGCCAUUGUGUUGAGCUACAUGCCCUUGGAACCCAGCUGUAGCAAAGAAGGGAGAUGAUGAACUUGUCAACUUUCUCCUCUGAUUUUCCUCACUAUCCAUCCUAAACACACACGCUCACACAUUCACACACUCACAUAUUCACAUGCUCACAUACAGAUUUAGACUAUCUUCUAGAGGAUUAAGGAAAGAAGUUGGAGAUGGGUUUUACUUAGUUCGCAGAAAAGCUUUCUUUGGGAUUUUCCUUCCUGUUAGAGCCUUUGAGUCUAGGUAAAGUGAAAGUUCACAUAUGUGUUCGUUUUGUUUCUCUGUAAUUAGCUACUAGUUCUCAUCCCUAGGCCUUCCCCGUUUCAGUGUCUUGUUCAUAUGUCCUAACCCUGUGUCCUUGAAUUCCCAUUUUGCUUUGGGAUUUAAGUUAUUGUAAUUUGUCAACAAUAUUUAAAAAUAGAAAAGUCCUGAAGGAAACUUACCAGGUUCUUUUCUUUGGCUUUUUUUUUUUCAAGGUACUGUAAAUUGUUAACUAGGGAUGCCAAGCAGGCUUGGUUCAAUGGCUAAACCUCUUAUCGUAUUACAGUGUAAUGCCGAUUCAGCCUGGUCCCACCACCAGAGCACACACAGACUUGAAUAAAACUGUUACAACAAUGA